CCUCUUCCUUAUAUGUGUAUAGACCAUUUAUAAUUUUAAGGAUGUCACCUCGACCUCGAAAGAAUCAAAUAACAUAUUUUAACAUUAUGGUAGUAGGCUUUUCUGGUGUAGGGAAAACAUCAUUUAUACGAACUUUACUCGAAACUCUUUCACUUGAACAACAACUAGAAGACGAGAUAGUAUCGACAAAAAAUAUGAAACGUCGUGAUUCAUUUAUGAGCGAAAAUUCCUCUAUUAUCUUUCAUGAACAGCCACAGGGACCAAUUGAAAAGACUUUACAGCCUUAUACUAUUUCUAAAGAAAUUAUAAACAUAGAUGCUAUUCAUCAUAAAAAAGAACGUAUCAUGUUAACUCUUAUCGAUACACCUGGUUUUAGUGCCGAAUAUUUAGUAGAUAAACAACUUCAUGAUAUCAUUAAAUAUAUUGAACAUCAGUUUGAUUUGACUUUGGCAGAGGAGUCUAAAGUAAAACGUAAUCCAAAGGCAGUAGAUACUCAAGUUCACUGCUGUCUUUAUUUUAUCGAUCCAAAAAAGACAGAAUUAAAUGAAUAUGACAUUCGUAUUCUAAGAAAACUUUCAAAGCGUGUGAACAUAAUUCCUGUUAUUGGUAAAGCGGAUAAUUUAACUCUAGCGCAACGAAAUCGAUUAAAGCCUUCGAUAAUGAGAGAUAUCUAUACAACUCAUAAAAUCCCUAUUUAUGGUAUGCCUGAAGAAGAAGAAGAUGACGACUACGACAACGACAACGACAACGAACUAAACAAAAAAGUAAAGACAAAUGAACGAGAAACAUCUCUAGAUCAAUUUCUUUCUGGAUUCAAUUAUGAAAAAGAGGAUAACGAGACAAAAUCAAUAUUGGAUUAUCUUCGUAUUGUUCCGUUUACAUUUAUUGCCUAUGAAGAUGAUCCAGAGACAGGCAACCCUAUCGAUACCCAUAAUCCUCAGAUUAAACUAGGUCGUGAUUUUGGAUGGGGCAUUAUUGAUUGUUUAAAUGAUAAAUUUAGUGACUUUAUUAAGCUUAAACAUAUUUUACUAUCAUCACAUAGGCAAUAUUUACAGUUAGAUACUGUAGAAAGAUACUAUGAACAAUAUCGUACCGAAAGGCUAAUGUAUAAAAGAGCCACAAGAAUUGGCUUAGCCUCUGCUGCUACUUCUCCUCAUUAAAAUAAAGCAUAUAAUACAUACUGAUAGAAUAGCAUUUAUAUCCCUUUUUUUUUUAUUCUUCUAUACAUAUAUAUAUAUAUAAAAAUGCAUCUACAUCAGUAUUUUUAAAACUAAUAUCAUCUGUUUUAUUUUAUCAUAUCCCCAUCUAUAAAAUUAGUAUCAUAUACAGCUGUUCGUGUUUUGAG
Molecule: messenger RNA, 1345 nt
Organism: Cokeromyces recurvatus
Lineage: Eukaryota; Fungi; Mucoromycota; Mucoromycetes; Mucorales; Mucoraceae
Product: Septin-type guanine nucleotide-binding (G) domain-containing protein
Exons: 2
Coding region: 42-1160 (372 amino acids)
Biological process (GO): cytoskeleton-dependent cytokinesis
Cellular component (GO): microtubule cytoskeleton; cytosol; septin complex
Molecular function (GO): GTP binding; GTPase activity; molecular adaptor activity
Source: RefSeq, a predicted model, not a curated record